AUGCCCAAGGAAUCCAUGACUCGAAGUACUCCAACAGUUAUCGGAUCAGAAAACUUCAACAACGCCGAUAUCGAUCUUGUUCUCGAUCAUCUGCAGCACUCUUGUAUCUGCACCCUCCGUGUCUUGGGGUUUAACGAUGUGAACACCAAGCCUGCGCCAGGAAAGGUGUAUUUCCAGCUACUCCAAAAUGGAACUGCGGCCAUCAACACUGGAUCUGAUGGACUGCAGCGUCUAGACUAUAUUGUCGCGGCGGCUUAA
Penicillium antarcticum is the source of this 258-nucleotide messenger RNA. RefSeq lists its product as uncharacterized. The record is from RefSeq and is a predicted model, not a curated record. Lineage: Eukaryota; Fungi; Ascomycota; Eurotiomycetes; Eurotiales; Aspergillaceae. Bases 1 to 258 code for a protein of 85 amino acids. The transcript has 2 exons.